This is a messenger RNA of Cuscuta campestris, 761 nucleotides long. Lineage: Eukaryota; Viridiplantae; Streptophyta; Magnoliopsida; Solanales; Convolvulaceae. The record is from the annotation of a GenBank genome assembly.
GUUUGGUUGCUUCUUUGUUUGCAUUUUGGUGGACCAACUUAUAACAGCAUCAAUUUGUUGCUGUUACUGAAUGGACUGGCGGGCUGUAUGUCUCUCCCACCAUUGCUGGGAGCAGGCCUGGAGGUCUAAUUGCUGGAGCUUGGGCGGCGAUGAUGUCUGUUGGACUUGAUGGUUACCUCAAGAACACCAAGGCAAUCAUGGAAGCUUCUAAGAAAAUAGAGAAAGGAAUUCAAGAGAUUCCAGAACUGUUUGUCAUAGGAAAGCCUGAUAUGAGUAUUAUCGCAUUUGGAUCUGAAGUUGUAGACAUAUUUGAAGUCAAUGAUAUUUUGUCAUCUAAAGGGUGGCAUUUGAAUGCGUUGCAAAGACCUAAUAGCAUUCAUAUUUGUGUCACACUUCAACACACAUCAGUUGCUCAAGACUUUGUGAGGGACGUGAAAGAUGCUGUGCAGACUGUGAAAAAAAAUCCAGGCCCUAUGACGGGAGGGCUUGCACCGCUAUAUGGUGCUGCUGGGAGGAUACCAGAUCGAGUUAUGGUGAAGGAUCUGUUGAUAGAUUACAUGGAUGGCCAAUGUUAGUGUCUCUUCUCUGCGUUACUCCAUGAUUCAUGUUCUUAAUUCUGCAAACAUUUAUAACACACACACACACAAAGUUCUCAAUUGUUGAUGAUGAAUUGAUGGUUGUAAAAUAUUGACAAUGAAAGUUUGAUAAACAAUGUAAAAUUUGUAAGUAAGAAAUGAAAUGAAUAAAGAUAACAUGGAUAG